Scophthalmus maximus (turbot) is the source of this 5214-nucleotide messenger RNA. Its product is annotated as polypyrimidine tract-binding protein 1. Gene Ontology annotation, biological process: regulation of cell differentiation; regulation of RNA splicing; mRNA processing. Lineage: Eukaryota; Metazoa; Chordata; Actinopteri; Pleuronectiformes; Scophthalmidae. Gene Ontology annotation, cellular component: nucleus. The transcript has 16 exons. Gene Ontology annotation, molecular function: mRNA binding. The record is from RefSeq and is a predicted model, not a curated record. The coding region runs from base 682 to 2271 and encodes 529 amino acids.
UCGUUUAACAGUUAACGCCGGGAAAGUUUUUACUCGAAGCCAGUUUUUUUUUUCCUUCCAUCAAAACAUGCAACAGUUAGCAGGAGCGCGAGCGCGAGCUAACUAGCGGGUGCUAGUCGUCGCUAGCUUACGAGCGGUUAACAGUCGGAGCCGUUCGGCGUCGCUUUAUGCAAAACGGCGCCGACCACCACCAGUUUGUAGUUCCAUGUGUGCAAACUCUGUCGCGGUCGAAGGGGCGCGUUGUCCGUUCGCCUGGCGUUCGAGACGCGGACUUCGUCAGUGGACGUCGGCUAACCGUCUCCUCCGCGAAGUUGGUUUCUUCACGGGAACUCGGAGCGCUAGCUAAAGCAACGUGUCUCAUUUCCGCAUUCAUUUGUCUGCGCAGUUCCCAGGGCCAUGUUGAAGAUGUCUGGGCCGGACGCUUCGCGUUGAUUUUCCAAUCGGGGAGACUUUAUUUUUUUUUACUGCUUGGGAUACACAACAGCGUAUUGUUUCUUAAUUCUUUUUUUUUUACUCCUCGGGUUUCGGGCACCUGCAUUUGACAGCCGCCUAGACGCUGACUUGUAUCCUCUGGGAUCCGGCUACGUCCCUGAAAUUGACAGUGUCCAUGACAUAUCAGUUGGCACAAAGAGGGGAUCCGACGAACUCUUUUCUUCCUGCAUAUCCAACGGGCCCUAUAUCAUGAACUCAGCCAAUGGCAACGACAGCAAAAAAUUCAAAGGUGACGUCCGCAGUCCUGGUGUCCCGUCACGUGUUGUCCACGUACGCAAGCUUCCCAACGACAUAAACGAGGCUGAGGUUAUCAGCCUGGGGUUGCCCUUUGGGAAGGUCACCAAUCUGCUGAUGCUGAAGGGGAAAAACCAGGCAUUCUUGGAACUGAUUAGUGAAGAGUGUGCACAGACGAUGGUGAGCUACUACUCCUCUGCCACUCCCGUCAUCAGAAACCACCCCAUUUACAUGCAAUACUCAACCCACAAGGAGCUCAAGACGGACAACUCUCCCAAUCAAGUGCGUGCGCAGGCCGCUCUGCAGGCAGUCAAUGCACUGCACGGAGGUGGGAUGGGAGUGGGACCCAUGGCCAUCCCCACAGAUGUAGCUAGCAUGGGAGGAGCUGUGGGUCAGAGCCCUGUACUCAGAGUCAUCGUUGAAAAUCUCUUCUAUCCCGUCACCCUGGAUGUGCUACACCAGAUUUUCUCCAAAUUCGGCACUGUGCUGAAGAUCAUCACUUUCACCAAGAACAACCAGUUUCAGGCUCUGAUCCAGUACGGCGAUGGCAUGACAGCUCAGCACGCUAAACUGUCUCUGGAUGGACAGAACAUCUACAACGCCUGCUGUACCUUGAGAAUUAGCUUCUCCAAACUCACCAGCCUGAAUGUCAAGUACAACAACGACAAGAGCAGGGACUACACCCGACCAGACCUCCCAACUGCGGAUUCACAGGCCGCUCUUGAUCACCAGGCCAUGGCCGCUGCAUUUGGUUCACAAGGCAUAAUCUCAGCCUCUCCCUAUGGUGGAGCACAUGCCUUCCCCCCAACCUUUGCCAUCCAGCAGGCAGGCUUGUCGAUGCCAGGUAUUCCCGGUGCUCUGGCAUCCCUGGGUAUGGGCCACGGUGGCAUGGCGGCUGCAGCAGCAGCAGCUGCCAGCCGGCUCGGCCUAUCAGGGCUCACUGCAACUGGGGGACACAAUGUCUUGCUGGUCAGCAAUCUGAACCCAGAGAGCGUUACGCCACACUGCCUCUUUAUUCUUUUCGGUGUGUAUGGCGAUGUGAUGAGGGUGAAGAUCCUCUUCAAUAAAAAGGAGAAUGCUCUGAUCCAGAUGUCUGAUGGCACACAGGCCCAGCUAGCCAUGAGCCACCUGAACGGCCAGCGGCUCCACGGCAGGGCAAUGCGUGCGACGCUGUCAAAACACACCACAGUGCAGCUGCCCAGGGAAGGCCACGAGGAGCAGGGCCUCACAAAGGACUACAGCAACUCACCGCUGCACCGCUUCAAGAAGCCCGGCUCCAAAAAUUACUCCAACAUCUUCCCGCCCUCCGCCACACUCCACCUCUCCAACAUACCGCCAUCUGUGGUGGAGGAGGACCUCAGGAGGCUGUUUGCCAGCUCAGGAGCCACAGUCAAGGCCUUCAAGUUCUUUCAAAAAGACCGCAAGAUGGCCCUGAUCCAGAUGGGCUCAGUCGAGGAGGCGAUCGAGUCCCUCAUUGAGUUCCACAACCACGAUCUCGGGGAGAACCACCACCUCAGAGUGUCCUUCUCCAAGUCCACCAUCUGAGUGCCUUUCCUCCCUCCCUCCGAAUCUGUUGCCACUCGAAUGCUACUUUGCUCAAGUUUGCCUUCAGUGGAAAUGGCAACCAUUUACAUUUUUGUGGCUGUGUUUCUGUUUAGAGCGUUGCUCCCUUCACCGCCUCUUUUUACUCAUUCCACAUCAUUAAUAGGUUUGGGUAUCGGUUUUCGAUCAAAUGUGCUUAUUUAUUCCCAAUUAAAAAAAUGUCCCCAAGUUAUAACAAAGACUCCAAAGUAGGUUGGAAACAAUUUAGAAUUAAACAAUAGAUGAUAAAGAAUUUUCCUUCCUGCCGUUAGGACAAAUUAGUCAUCACUGUUCUACACUUUUAUUUGAGCUCGACCUGCUUGCCCGAGCAGAUUCUGGGACAUUGUAGUGUGACUCACCAGAUCAAGGGUUGUAGAUCAGACAUCAGCAACCAUGCCACAGAAAGUUAGACUUCCUCCCAUACUGGAAAUCAGUGUUCAAAAACUUCUCCAUUUUUUUCAAAUGUAUUGGCAGGUAAAUCAAGCGAUAGAAACAAAAAAAUCCAACCUUUUUUUAAGGUGUCCAAAAUUUGAACUAAUGUUUUUUUAUUAAACAACUGGUUCCAGUUCAGAAGAGACCCCUGGUGCCCAAACCUAGUAGUUGAUUUGUUCCAUCAUUAAGAGUGAAAAGGAGAAGGGGGCAACAUUCUGCAUCGAAACACAUUGAAAAUAUAUCUGCUUUGAAAAUAUAUUGGAGGUCAAGUUGAGGAAGCUGAUGAACUUUCACUUUAGGCCAAAACGCUUAAAAAAACACAGAAAAAAAACACCCUCCACCACAGAUUAUGUGGAUGAAUUCUCUCCACAUCAGACACACUUCAGCAUUCCUUUUUACUAUGAUAGUCGUGUGUGGAUAUAUCUGUGUGCCUUUUGUUGAAAUGCCACUUUGAACCUGUUUGGCCAGUCAGUAAUGGUUUGAGACGACGAUGACGACUUUGUUUUGGCUCACAGACCAACAACUUAUUUCCCAGUAUCCCAUCUUUUAAUUUUAUCUUCUCAUCAAUUGCCCACAUAUUUCCUCUGGGGGAUCCAUACCACUAUCUGAAGUCGUUUUUGAUAAGAACAUCAUCAUCAUCAUCAUCGGUCUUGUGCCUUACUUUGCCCCGACCGGAUUGCCUUAAGCAUCGCUCUGGCUUCAUUCGGGAAACAAUCUCUAAAUGCCUUUUUUAUUUUAUUUUUCAGGCCUUUUGGUUUUGUACCAGCAUUGUUCAAAUGGGGGGGAAGUGGCUCAUUCAGUCUUGGGUUUCUUCUCAUCUAAGGUUUUGUAUGCAUAUAGCCUCAUCAUAUAUAUAUAUAUAUAUAUAUAUAUAUAUAUAUAUAUAUAUAUAUAUAUGUAGAAACUAUGAAUGUAAGUCAGUUAGAUUCCUAAUGUCCUUGCUAGGUGAUUUAGCGCUAUUAGGGUGUAUUGUGGCAGGAGUGGAGCGGUAUUCAGCCUCCCUGUCCCACAGUCCCAGCUCCCCUCCACUCAGUCCUCGCUCCACAGGGACGAUGAUUGUGGUCGGGGGGGCCUCAUUUAACCAUAUUAUGUUCAUCUGUACGUGGACGCAUAUAUUCAUUUAUCUUUUUCUCUAUCUUUUUUUAUGUUAGCAUUUAUGUGUAUCACUUCUAAGCUUAACUGUAUGUAGUGGCUGGGUUUUUGAUCAUUAUCACAGUGCCUUGACUGCUUGAGUUUUUUUGUUUGUUUUUUUUAAAUCUGAGGCUCAAACACUUGGUGGCUUGAUCAGUUGACGUGGUUGUUUACCUCUCACUCAGCCGUUUGAGCUCACCCGUCUGCGUAGAUGCCUUUAUUCCAUUUCUAUUCAGGUAGCUGUACCUGUGAGAGGGCAGCUGGGGGAGGCGCUUGUCAAUCGAUACUAACACCAGCCUCUGACUGUGUCUUAAAAAAACAAAACACCCCAGUUUAUUUUUCUCUUUAAAGUUCAGGAUCACAGGGUGAGACGACCCUCACCCCUCCCCCUGUCUGUGUCCACUUCAGCCAGUCGGGUUUCUCCAGUGCACUUUUUUCCUCAAUGAUCGGUCCACGUUGGCACCAUCACGCUGAAAGUCUUAAAUGUCGUCACAUUCCGCGGAGCGUGCCUCGAGCACCAGUUUUUUCACAGCCUGGACCACUGUAGUCUUGGACCAGAUACAGACGCUCUGUCUCUAUUUUUGUAAAAGAUUUAUUAUGCAUGAAUUAACAAAGCUUCAUGUAGCUGCAAAACGGUUAUUGCUGUUAAGGACCAAAGUAUCUUCUAUUCCCUGCUGUUUUUGUAGUGUUGUGAUUUCUUAAAAAAAAGGUUUCGUCACAUUCCUGCUUUUCCACACAAAAAAAACAAACAACCAACUUUGAUUUCCUUUUUAUUUUCCUCAAAAAUCGUGGGACAAAAGUCACAUAAGUUAAAUGAUUUUUGGGUAACCACAAUAUACAGUAUACUGUACCCCCUUUGUUUGAUUGACUUUUCAAAGAACCUAAUUUGGGUAGAGCUCGCCUUACAACGGAUACUUAAUUGAUCUGCAGUCCUAGCUGUGAUGUUGACAGUGUAGAUUAUAUGCCUCUUUUCUUUUUUUUGUUGUUGUUAAAAGCUUUUAUUUUUCUCACCUUUUUUUUAUAUGAGGGCGGGAAGGGGUUAUUUUAUGAAGCGGGAUUGAUGGUUGUAUAUAUUCGUGUUUUUGUACCACAAAAAAAUCAUUUGGAUUAUAUCCACUUUACGUUCAAAACAUGUAUAUUUUGAUAAAACAAUACAGACCUAUUGAGGCUCCCAGGAGCUGUGAAAACAAACAAAAAAAAAACUUUUGUAACACAAAGUCAUUAAACCUUAUCUGAACACACAAGUGUCUCUGUAUGUGCGCCCGCUCCCCCGCCUUCGCAGUUCUGUUCUUGUCUCUUGCAUCUUCUGCUGCCUUCAAUAAAUCUUUAGUUUGUUCCCUCUUC